CGCGGAAUAAUAGAAUUGAUCACACUUUGUUCAGAGUCAAAAUUGUCAAUCAUUGGACAUUCCAGCUCGUUCAUGAGCUGGUCGUGCAUCUUGAACAUCAGAACAUGCCCUUAAUUUACACGUAGCUUAAUCAAGUUUGGAGAUCUCAUCUGACCUGAGCAUGGUGUGAUUCGUUUGUCACACUCACAAUGCAACUCCACAGCAAAACGAUGCUCGUUGUGUUCAUCAAUAUCGUGUUCAUCCACUGCCUUAGCGUGAACAUUGGAGCGGCGGUGGCCAACCCUGCAGCCAGCGAUGGCCGGUUCGUCCACCACGGCUUCACGGCGGAGGACCUCACCAUGGACGGCCUCGCCGCCGUCACGCCGACCGGGCUCCUCGCGCUCACCAACGCCACGUACCAAACGAAAGCCCACGCGUUCCACCCUGCGCCUCUCCGCUUCCUCAACACGUCGUCGUCCGCCGCCGCCACCGUGCGGUCCUUCUCGACGUCGUUCGUGUUCGCCAUCGUGUCCGACGACCCCAGGUUCAGGAACAACGUCGACCAUGGGCUCGCGUUCGUGGUCUCCCCGACCAAGAACCUCUCCACGGCGAACGCCGGCCAGUACCUGGGCCUCCUCAGCAUGGCCGACGACGGCAAGCCGAGCAACCACGUGUUCGCCGUCGAGCUCGACAUCAUCACGAACCCCGAGUUCGGCGACAUCGACAGCAACCACGUCGGCGUCGACGUCAAUAGCCUCAGGUCGCUGCAGGCGAAGACCGCCGGCUACUAUGUCGACGGCGACGGCGCGUUCCGGAGCCUGCAGCUCAACAGCCAGAAGCCAAUGCAGGUGUGGGUGGACUACGACGGCCAGGCCAAGCAGCUCAACGUGACGCUGUCUCCCGUGCAAGUGCCCAAGCCCAAGAAGCCUCUGCUCUCCCAAGCCAUCGACCUCUCCACGGUCAUGGCCGAGGAGAUGUACGUCGGCUUCUCGUCGGCGACGGGCGUCGUGUUCACGCACCACUACGUCCUCGGAUGGAGCUUCAGCUUCGACGGCGGAGCUGCUCCCUCACUGGACUUCUCCAUGCUGCCCAAGGUGCCACGAGUGGGUCCUACACGUCGGUCAGUAAUGCUGUAUGUUGUGUUGCCGAUUGCCAGUGCACUACUGUUUCUUGUUGCGUUUGUUCUGGGUGUCUUCUUCGUGAGAAGGUGGCACCGGCAGUUUGCGGAGGUGCGCGAAGAUUGGGAGGUUGAGUUUGGUCCGCAUCGGUUCACAUACAAGGAUCUGUUUCAUGCUACGCAGGGAUUCACAGACAAGAACCUACUCGGUGCGGGAGGGUUUGGGAGCGUGUACAAGGGUGUGCUUCCCGUGUCCAAUACAGAGAUAGCGGUGAAACGGGUGUCACACAAUUCAAGACAAGGGAUGAGAGAGUUUAUUGCUGAGGUGGUAAGCAUCGGCCGUAUCCGACACCGGAACAUCGUGCGGCUCCUGGGUUACUGUCGGCGCAAGGGAGAACUUCUCCUUGUUUAUGACUACAAGACAAAUGGUAGUCUUGACAAGUGUUUGCAUGAUAAUGCUACAUCAACCACACUCUGUUGGCCCAAGAGGAUCCACAUCAUCAAAGGUGUUGCGUCGGCAUUAUCGUACCUACACAAGGAUUGGGAGCAAGUAGUGAUCCAUCGAGAUGUCAAGGCAAGCAAUGUUCUUCUAGACAGCGAGAUGAAUGGACUAUUAGGGGAUUUCGGCUUGUCAAGGCUACGGGAUCAUGGAGCCGAUGCAAAGACCACAUACGUGGUAGGAACUAUGGGUUACAUUGCCCCAGAGCUCAUGCACACGGGGAAGGCAACACCGUUGACGGACGUGUUCGCGUUCGGUGUGUUCCUCCUCGAGGUCACCUGUGGACGAAGGCCGAUUGGGGAAAGCGAUAGCAACGAGAUUCUAUUAAUAGAUUGGGUGCUGAAGCAUUUUCUUAGCGGAUCCAUCCUUAACGUGGUGGAUCCCCGGCUUGCAGGGAGGUUCAGCUUCGAGGAGGUGAAUCUUGUUUUGAAACUAGGACUAAUGUGCUCACAUCCAUUGCCCAAGGCAAGGCCAAGCAUGGACAAAGUUGUGAAGUACCUCGAUGGUAUGCUUCCAGCACCAGAGCUAUCACCGACGCACAUGAGCUAUAACAUGAUGGAGUUGAUGCUACAGAAUGGGGUUGGUUCACAUAGUUUACCCGUGUGGUCCUCUUUGUUAGAUAAUAGUGUUGGUACAAUGUCAUCUGCUUCGGUUCUCUCGGACGGGAGAUGAUUCUGAAGCUUGUACCCGAUACUUGUCAGUGGGCUCGGUAAUCCUUUGUAUUUUGUUGUU
Molecule: messenger RNA, 2327 nt
Organism: Oryza sativa Japonica Group (Japanese rice)
Lineage: Eukaryota; Viridiplantae; Streptophyta; Magnoliopsida; Poales; Poaceae
Product: L-type lectin-domain containing receptor kinase SIT2-like
Biological process (GO): defense response to bacterium; defense response to oomycetes; protein phosphorylation
Cellular component (GO): plasma membrane
Molecular function (GO): transmembrane receptor protein serine/threonine kinase activity; ATP binding; carbohydrate binding
Source: RefSeq, a predicted model, not a curated record